AUGUCGAAGCUGGACUACACCACCGCUUUAAUCACUGGCGGGGUCGCCAUUUGUACAGCAGCCGCCGUUGGUGUGUUUAUUUAUCGUGCUCGUAAGCGAACAAGAGUAUUUAAAGCAGUCGGUGUUUUAGAAGAGAUGUACCUCCAUCCCAUUAAAUCGUGCCGUGGUGUCUUGGUGGAUAAAGGUUACUGCAACGUCCAAGGCUUGCAGUACAAAACCCUGAGAGAUAGAUACUGGAUUAUAGUGAAUGACAAGAACAUAGUCCUGCGGAUUCGAAAUGAGCCGAUGAUGACGUUGAUCACGCCAACUUUGAGUGCCGAUAACAGAUACAUGUACUUGGAUGCCCCGAAUAUGACGACCCUAAAAAUACCUAUUGAUACAAGAGAGGUUCCCAAGGGUGAACAGAAACUUAUUGAUAUCAGUGUGUAUGGUACCGACAUAAAAGGCUACUAUUGCGGUAAACAAUCCGAACAAUGGCUGACUACAUAUUUGAAGGUACCCGGAUGCAAACUUCUCAACUGUGACGACGACAUCAAAUUGAGAGACGCCAGUGACGUCAUCAGACCUAGACGUGUGAACAGAAAGGGGGAUUUUGUGGCGUAUGCUGAUUACGCUGCAUUUAUGCUACUUUCCAAGGAGUCAUUGACGGACUUGAAUGAAAAAUUAGAAACACCCGUUUCUAUGCGAUAUUUUCGACCGACUUUAGUAGUUUCUGGAUGUGAACCCUUCGCUGAGGAUACUUGGAAGUUCAUAAAAAUAGGAAACGUCGUUUUAAGACAUAUGAAGUUCACUGAAAGGUGUAAAUCGGUAACCGUCGAUCCGGAAACUGGCAUAAUGGCUGAAGAUAAUGAGCCAUUGAAAACAUUAAAAACAAGAAGACAGGCUAUGUACCGCGACUCUCCUUUGCUAGGAGUUCAUCUCUGCCUUGACUCGGAAGGAAGUAUCAAACUCGGUGACGUAGUUUAUGCCGCAUUGGAAUAA
Saccoglossus kowalevskii is the source of this 981-nucleotide messenger RNA. RefSeq names its product mitochondrial amidoxime reducing component 2-like. Lineage: Eukaryota; Metazoa; Hemichordata; Enteropneusta; Harrimaniidae. Gene Ontology annotation, molecular function: pyridoxal phosphate binding; catalytic activity; molybdenum ion binding. The record is from RefSeq and is a predicted model, not a curated record.